CGAAAUUAUCUUUUCGUGCUGCAUUAUUAAUGAAUCAUUGCAUAGUUAGUAGAACUACGCGUGCCUACAUUCUCUGAAUAAGUAUUUUACUUGAUAGUUUCAGUAAUGAUGUCCGGGUAUUAUGACCAGCACCAUCGCUGGGAGCCACUUGCUGAAUUCCAUUUUAACAUUGAUAGCGACGAAGACGAACUGUUUGAUGAAAAUAACUACGUCUACUGCUUAUGCAGCAGAGUUUGUAUCAGGGAUGGUGUAAGAAGACAUGUAGAGAAAGAAGGUAGUGAGAGUGAUGUGGAGCUCCAGGAUUCUCAGUUUCAGGAGUGGGAUGAGUCCCAUGUUCACUUCUCCGUUGAUACUUCCUACAAGGUGAAGUGUGAGAAAGACGAAGGUGCCAGUUGCUACUGCAGCGCAUCACAUACAGACAACUAUUGUUCCACGGACGAGCAUGACCCAGCCCAGCUCCAUCUAUCCCACGCACUACAGCCCAGUGACAGCGGGGCCGACCUCACCUACCCUGAUUGCCUGUCCGACAACUACAAACUAGAGAAGAUGGACCAGGACUACCCUCUAACAGAAACAAACGAAAACUAUUUCUCUGAAAACACUUGGGACAAGUUCUGGGCGGUCAACGGAGAAAGACUCAUAUGGGCAUCAUGGAUCAAAAAAUACAGCGAUUAUAUAAAUCCAAAUUAUAUGGAUGAAAACAACGAACUAGCUAUGGAUGAGCGGAAUAUACCGAAGCAGCAGUCAGCUGAUGCUAUAUUUGAAAGAGAAACUGAUAGAUUUAAGAAAAAUGAAGAGGAAAGUAUGAGAGACAGAAAGUUCUCAUAUGAUUCUAAAGUUAAUCCAUAUAAGAAGAAGAAAUCUAAUCAGCCUAUAGAGAAGAAUGAUAAGAAUGUAGAUGGGCAUAAGGAUGAUAUUUGGUUGCCUAUAAGAAGGAGACGGUCGUGUUCUGAAAAUGAUAGAAUGCUCAGUCCUAGGACGAUGGCUGGCACAGACUCCAUGACCAACGUAACUAAGAUCACCCUCUCAAGUUAUGACGUAACUUCCAGCCACGUUACGUCAGAAUCAUCUCCAACAGAUGACUACAGUAUAUCUUCAUCAACAUCUGACGAUCAGUCUAACGAUCAGACAAGAAUCGCUAACAUCGAUGAGAAUCAAGAUCAACCAUUAUCAGAAGAGUUAGACACUGAGCAAUAUUGGCAGUUUUUAUGGAAGAAGCAUUUUGGAGAACAGUAUGCAUUACAUUACGCGAACUAUCUUGAAAGCCAUGCGCAGGAAGAAAUACCAGAAAUCACAAUAGAGACAAUUCCUGAGAAAAAAAUUGAAGAAAAACUACUUGAAUGCGAGAACAGCGAAGGCAAUUCUCAAGAGAUGCCAACAGUUAUUGAAGUACAGGCUCAAGUCGAUAGAAUUAAGUUAGAUGAUAAAGUUAGUAAAUCCAGGAAAAGGAAUAAAAAAUCAAGCUCUAGAUAUCUCGGGUCGGUCGGAGUGCUGUUACAGAAUUUACUUAAAGAGGAGCAGAAGAAAAAUCAUGAAGAAACAGACGCUACAGAAGCAGAUCAAAAUCAAAGCCAAAAUGAUUCAAAUCAAGGUCAAAAUGAUUCAAAUCAAAGUCAAAAUGAUACUGGAAAAGAGGCAGACACUGUCGACGGAGUUACCAUAAGUACAUCUCAAAAUGUUAGUAAUAAUCGAUCGGUCGAAGAUGAUGGAGGCGACGAGCCGCCAGAGGAAAGAGCGGUAUCUUUAAAAAGAAGCCACGAAUUAGAUGAAGACACAGAAGACACGUCAGAGAUAAUAAAAGACACGUUCGAGGCGAUGGGGUUCUGUCUAAAGUCGGGCAGCUUGCCGCGCGGGCAGCUGGUGUACAAGAAGCGCGCGGCGCGGCUGCGGCCGCCGCGGAGCCGCCGGUAUGGAGCGCCGAGGAAGACCUACUUUGAUGAUGAUGGGAACCCUUGUGAAGUGGAUCAGGGUCAAGAAUCCCACGAUGAGAGAGAGAUGCAGACAGACGACGAAUGCCCCGCUGCAAAAUCAUCAGACACAGAGAGAGACCAAGUGCCAAGUACGCUGGAGCAGCAAGUAGCUAUUGCUGCUUCUAUAGCCCUCCCGGACGACCCCGAUGAUGAGGAACCGGCGAAGAAUGCUGAAGAAGUGGUAGUGGAUACAACAGUGGCGAACUCCGAGUCGACGAAGCGCCGGCGCCGGCAGAAGAGGCACACGAAAGCCGAUGACGUCACGGACAUGCCUAUAGAGUUGCAGGCGAACCCCAAGAUGCUCAAGUACUGGAAGAAGCGACAUUCGCUGUUUCACAGGUUCGACGAGGGCAUAAAGUUAGACUACGAAAGUUGGUUCAGCGUGACUCCAGAGAACGUGGCGUGGCACAUCGCCGACAAAUGUCGCUAUGAUGUGUUGUUAGACGCCUUUUGCGGCGCCGGAGGGAACACCAUACAAUUCGCGCACACUUGCAAAAAAGUGAUAGCUGUAGACAUCGAUCCAGCGAAGAUCGCUAUAGCACAACACAACGCGGAAGUGUACGGGGUGGCGGAUCGCAUCGAGUUCAUUGUAGGCGAUUUCUUCAAACUCGCGCCGACUCUCAAGGCGGAUGCUGUGUUCCUGUCCCCGCCGUGGGGAGGGCCAUCGUAUUCGGAGAGUGACGAAUACGACAUCGAAACUAUGCUAGAACCCAAGCCUGCGUCCUCUCUUCUAUCGGCAGCCCGCACCGUCAGCGGCAACGUAGCGCUCUACCUGCCUCGCAAUACUCGCACCGACCAGAUCUUGUCGCUCGCUAAGGAGGUAGGCGGUUCCGUGGAAGUGGAACAGAGCUACUUGGACCGGCGGUUUGUCGCUAUCACAGCCUAUUUCUACUGAAUCAUCCUCAUUCUACAGG
This is a messenger RNA of Cydia splendana, 2884 nucleotides long. RefSeq names its product trimethylguanosine synthase-like. Gene Ontology annotation, biological process: 7-methylguanosine cap hypermethylation; 7-methylguanosine RNA capping. The record is from RefSeq and is a predicted model, not a curated record. The transcript has 10 exons. NCBI's taxonomy places the organism in Eukaryota, Metazoa, Arthropoda, Insecta, Lepidoptera, Tortricidae. The coding region runs from base 106 to 2865 and encodes 919 amino acids. Gene Ontology annotation, cellular component: nucleus. Gene Ontology annotation, molecular function: RNA cap trimethylguanosine synthase activity.